Molecule: messenger RNA, 828 nt
Organism: Penicillium expansum
Lineage: Eukaryota; Fungi; Ascomycota; Eurotiomycetes; Eurotiales; Aspergillaceae
Product: Short-chain dehydrogenase/reductase SDR
Exons: 2
Coding region: 1-828 (275 amino acids)
Molecular function (GO): oxidoreductase activity
Source: RefSeq, a predicted model, not a curated record
AUGCCGAAAGUCUUCCUGGUAACGGGGACUUCAAGCGGCUUUGGCCAUGAUUUGAUUCAAGAGAUAUUGAAUCGUGGAGACAUUGCAAUUGCGACAGCACGUACUCCGGCGAUUUUGCAAUUCGAUAACACUACCGAAAACAACUACAUGACCUUGAAGCUCGAUGUGACCGAUACCGAAUCCAUUAAAGUAGCUUUCGCCGAGGCCAUCAAGCGCUUCGGGAGAAUCGAUGUCGUCGUGAACAAUGCGGGAUACGGCCUCACGGGAUGCUUCGAAGAAUACACCGAAGAACAGAUUCGGAUGCAGAUGGAGGUCAAUUUCUUCGGUCUCAUCAAUGUUACACGGGAAUCAAUGUCUACCAUGAGAGCCCAAAAGCCCAGCGGCGGUGUCAUUCAACAGGUUACCAGUGUGGGUGGACAACGCGGAGCUGCAUGCUUCAGCCUGUAUGCCGCGAGCAAAUGGGCAGUUGAAGGGUUUACGGAGUCUGUUUCAAAGGAAGUGAAGCCUGAAUGGGGUAUUAAGUUUACCUGCGUCGAGCCAGGUGGCUUUAGAACCGAUUGGGCUGGUCGGUCAAUGGCUUUCACCGAACGCCAUCCAGAAUAUGACCACCUCGAUGCUAAAGGCAGCAUGAUGGCCCGCAAUGGGACUCAGCCUGGUGACCCUCGAAAGGCCGCAAAAGCGUUUUACGAUUUAGCCAUGAUGGAAGACCCGCCAUUGAGAGUCUUGCUCGGCACAGAUGCCUAUCCAGCCAUUCUAGCGAGGCUAGAGGAGGAGAAACGGAAUUUCAUGAAGUAUGAAGGAAUCAGUUUAAGCACCGAUAUCGAUUAA